Messenger RNA from Sodiomyces alkalinus F11, 2733 nucleotides. RefSeq names its product DNA topoisomerase. Lineage: Eukaryota; Fungi; Ascomycota; Sordariomycetes; Glomerellales; Plectosphaerellaceae. The record is from RefSeq and is a predicted model, not a curated record. Gene Ontology annotation, molecular function: DNA topoisomerase type I (single strand cut, ATP-independent) activity; DNA binding. The coding region runs from base 1 to 2733 and encodes 910 amino acids. The transcript is spliced from 4 exons. Gene Ontology annotation, biological process: chromosome segregation; DNA topological change; DNA replication. Gene Ontology annotation, cellular component: nucleolus; chromosome.
AUGUCCGACUCAGACGACGAUAUGCCUCUCGCAAAGUCGAAUGGCCAUGUCUCUGCCGCCAGAGUAACAGAAGCCGAUGACAGAGCCAUGGACGAGUCGGCAUCGAACGCUAAGCCUGCACCUCCAGGCAUUUCCAUCCGCAACGGCCCGGUUGUCGAUGGCAUGGAUGUCGAUGCUCCUACCGCGAAUGGCAGCGCAAAGCGCAAGUCCCGUUCCUCCGUCGGGAAAGUCAAUUACCGGGAUGGUUCCGAUAGCGAUGAUAACAAGCCCUUGGCAAAACGACAGAAGAAAACAGCUGUCGAGGACUCGGACGAUGACGACAUGCCCUUGAAGAAGAGCCGGAAGCCACCCUCCUACGCUGAGACAUCACUCCCCAAUGACGACGACGACGACGACGACGACGAACCUCUCAGCACGAAGCUUGCAAAGAAAAAGGCUUCUAUCGAAAAGCAAGCUGCGAAAGAAGCCAAAGCCAUCCGGGCGAGCGAGAGCAAGGCAAAGAAGGCGGCUGGCAAGAAGCCGGUUAAGGAAGAGUCUGACGACGAGCCGAUUGCCAAGACGAAGCGGGUAUCCAACGGCGUCAGCUCCGCCAAGAAACGAACCAAAGUCGAGUCCGAUUCGGACGAACCCAUUGCGAAGAAGAAGAAGGCUCCUACGAAGGCUCCUACGAAGGCUCCUGCAAAGGCGACGCCAGCCAAAGGCAAACAGGCCACGCCUGCUGCUAAGGGCAAGGUGAAGAAAGAAGAGAGCGAAGAGGCCGAGGAGGAAGAGGAGGACGACGCUGAUCAGUGGUGGAACGAGCCCAAGAAAGAAGAUGGCAGCAUUCAGUGGGACUCGCUGGAACACAACGGAGUGCUGUUCGACUACAAGUACACUCCGCUUCCCAAGCACGUCAAGCUCAUUUACGAUGGCAAGCGCCUACAACUGCCCAUUCAGAUCGAAGAAGCUGCUUGGUUCUUCGGCUCCAUGUACCAUUCGAAGCUGCACGUUGACAACCCUACCUUCCAGAAGAAUUACUUCAACGACUUCAAGGAAAUCAUCAAGGAACAUGGUCCCGUUAGAGAUACGGACGGCAAUGUGGUCGAGGUGAAGGAUUUCCACAAGAUCGACUGGGAGCCUCUCGCUUCCUAUGCCGAGCAGCAGGCCGCCGAGAGGAGAAACAAAACGAAGGAGGAAAAGAAGGCUAUCAAAGAGGAGAAGGAGAGGCGAGAGGCGCCGUUCCAGCACUGUUUGUGGAAUGGACGCAAGGAGAAGGUCGGAAAUUUCCGCGUCGAACCGCCCAGUCUCUUCCGUGGCCGUGGCGAGCACCCCAAGACCGGCAAGAUCAAGAAGCAGGUCUUCCCUGAGGACGUCACGAUCAAUAUCGGCAAGGGGGUCAAGAUCCCAGAACCUCCUGCGGGCCACAAAUGGAAAGCUGUCGUUCACGAUAACAAGGCGACUUGGCUGGCGUCGUGGCAAGAGAACAUCAACGGCGCAUACAAGUAUGUCAUGCUGGCCGCUGGCAGUUCGGUGAAGGGCAAGAGCGACUACCAAAAGUUUGAGAAGGCGAGAGAGUUGAAGAAGCACAUCCUCAAGAUCCGGAGGGAUUAUACCAAGGACCUCAAGAGCGAGGUCAUGGCUGAUCGCCAGCGCGCCACGGCCAUGUACCUGAUCGACAAGUUUGCUCUGCGAGCGGGCAACGAGAAGAACGCCGAAGAGGAAGCAGAGACGGUGGGUUGCUGCUCUCUCAAAUACGAGCACAUCACCUUGAAGGAGCCCAACACGGUCGUUUUCGACUUCCUGGGCAAAGACAGCAUUCGUUUCUUUGACGAGUUUACCGUCGAACGGCAAGUCUUCAAGAACCUCAAGCUGUUCAAAAAGCCGCCCAAGACGGACGGCGACGAUAUUUUCGACCGCCUCUCGACUGCGCAGCUGAACAAGCACUUGAAGAGCUACAUGGAUGGCCUGACAGCCAAGGUCUUCCGUACCUACAAUGCAUCCUUCACCAUGUCACGUCUGCUGCAGGAACUUCCCGUCAAGGACCUCACCAUCGCGGAGAAGGUCAAGCUCUACAAUGACUGCAACCGUGAAGUCGCGAUUCUGUGCAACCACAAGCGGACGGUCGGGGCCAGUCAUGCGGCACAGAUGGAGAAGUUGGGCGACCGUAUCAAGGGGCUCCGGUACCAGCAGUGGCGCAGCAAGAAGAUGAUGCUCGAGCUCGACCCGAAGCUGAAGAAGAAGAAGGGAGCCGAGUACUUUGAACUGGAUCCCGAGUUGGACGAAGCCUGGAUCCAGUCGCACCAGGCCUUCCUCGUAGAAGAGCAGCGCACCAAAAUCACCAAGAAGUUCGAGAAGGACAAUGAUAAACUCGUGGCCGAGGGUUCCAAAAAGAUGCCCGAGAAAGAGCUUAAGGAACGUCUAAAGGCGGCAGAUGAACUGGCGGCCAAGUUCAAGAAGGAGAACAAGACCAAGAAGGUCGAGCCUGAAGGCAGGAGCCCUACUGUCGAAAAAUUCCAGGACGCCGUCAAGAAGAUCGACGAGAGGAUCAAUACUCUGAAACUCCAGGCUGCUGAUCGCGACGACAACAAGGAAGUUGCUUUGGGCACAAGUAAAAUCAACUACAUCGACCCUCGGUUGACGGUCGUCUUCUCUCGAAAGUUCGACGUCCCGAUCGAGAAGUUCUUCUCCAAGACUCUUCGAGAGAAAUUCAACUGGGCGAUUCAAUCCGUCAAGGACGACAAGUGGGAGUUCUAG